GUGAUCGGACUCAACGGGUUCAACGGGCUCAUAUGAUGAUGAUGAUGAUAAUGAUGAUGAUGCUCGCCGCCUCAGGCGUGUGUGUGUCGGGGAUCCGGGUGUUCACGGCUGGGGAAGUGAAGGCUGUAAACGGGACAGACGUGCGUCUCAAAUGCACCUUCCAGAGUUCGUCUGCGAUCCGAGUGUCGAGUGUCACAGUGUCCUGGAGCUUCAGGCCGAUCGGCCCUGGACAGGAGGAGACGGUGUUUUAUUACCACGAGAAGCCCUUUCCUCCGCUGGAGGGCCGCUUCACGAGGAAGGUGGAGUGGGCCGGAGACGUAACCGGACGCGACGCUUCUGUAGUGCUGCGGAAAGUGCCGUUUAGUUUCAACGGGACGUUCAGCUGUCAGGUGAAAAACCCUCCAGACGUGCACGGGAACGUUGGAGAGGUGCGUUUACGAGUCGUCACUACAGCCUCGCUCUCUGAGAUUGUGAUUCUCUGUGUGGCCACUGGAGGCGCUGUUCUGUUGGUUCUCCUGCUGGUGAUGAUGGUUGUGUCCGUGCGUCGCUGUCUCAGACGGAGGAACCCGGAGCAGAACCACACGAUGCUCCGACAAGAGCAGAAGGUCCUGACGGGCUGGUGAGAUCCGGAGGAAACCCGUUCGCUCGGAGAGAUCGGAUGAG
Rhinichthys klamathensis goyatoka is the source of this 663-nucleotide messenger RNA. Its product is annotated as myelin protein zero-like protein 2. NCBI's taxonomy places the organism in Eukaryota, Metazoa, Chordata, Actinopteri, Cypriniformes, Leuciscidae. Gene Ontology annotation, cellular component: membrane. The transcript is spliced from 4 exons. Bases 33 to 623 code for a protein of 196 amino acids. The record is from RefSeq and is a predicted model, not a curated record. Gene Ontology annotation, biological process: cell-cell adhesion.